Trichosurus vulpecula (common brushtail) is the source of this 9210-nucleotide messenger RNA. It is a transcript of the gene AFF1, whose product is annotated as AF4/FMR2 family member 1. Gene Ontology annotation, biological process: regulation of gene expression. The record is from RefSeq and is a predicted model, not a curated record. Bases 442 to 4071 code for a protein of 1209 amino acids. Gene Ontology annotation, cellular component: nucleus; super elongation complex. The transcript is spliced from 21 exons. NCBI's taxonomy places the organism in Eukaryota, Metazoa, Chordata, Mammalia, Diprotodontia, Phalangeridae.
GGGAAUGAUUUCUUCCCUUCCUCCUUUUUCAGUUUGGUUUUUUGCUUUGAGUUGCUGGCCAGUGAGUUUCCUUAGCUGCAUUUCUUUCCUUUCCAGCAUUUUUGCCCCGCUUGAUAUUAAAUGCUUUAAAUUCCGGAGCUUAAAAAGGAACUCCCUGAGCCUAGGAAAGUGAGGCAAACUUGCUGAAACCCAGAGUGCCCGGAUGUCUAUCAGAAUUCAUGUAAUCCCAAACUGAACUAAAGGCUUAGUUUAGGAAACUGGAGUCUCUGGGAACAGGUAGGAAAGUGACUUUUUUUUUUUUUUUUUUUGUAAAGAGAGUGCAGUGUAUAAGGGAGAUAGGAAGCAGACAUCCACUGACUCACUCUCAACAAAUGCUGAAGGAGAUUUUGGCUGGAGGGUCAGCCAGAUGAGAGGGUUGAUGGACUGCAGACUUUUUGCUUUAUGAACUUAAUUAUGGCUUCCCCGUCAAGCCUGUAUAAUGAAGAUAGAAACUUACUUCGAAUUAGAGAGAAGGAGAGACGCAACCAGGAGGUUCACCAAGAGAAAAAGUCCUUCCCUGUGAACGCACCUCUCUUUGGAGAACCCUACAAGACUAGCAAAGGAGAUGAGUUGUCCAGUAGGAUUCAGAAUACAUUGGGUAAUUAUGAAGAAGUCAAGGAACUGAUCAGUACCAAAAACCCGAAUCUCUUUGGUAUCCCUGAAGAAAGUAGCAUCCCUUUAACCCCGCAAGGAAAAUCUAGAUGUUUAUUCUAUCCUGAGAAGACUAAUAAUAUCUCACAGUUAUCAUUUUUCAAUAGUGUCCAUCACCAAGUUAUUAAUACUCCUGCCUCUGGGUCUUCCAUUUACAUCCCUUCUCAUUGUCCAAAAGCAACUCAGUCAAGAAUGGAACCAGCCUUGAGCUUACAUAUCAAAAAUGAUGGUAUGUCUGGCAUUCAGCACCAAGGAAAGUACUACAAUGGUCAGGAACGGCUUCAUAGGAGUCAGAACAAGAAAGAUGAGCACCAGCCUGAAGGAACCCCUUGCAUUGAGCUUUCAGACUCGGCCCUAGAGAUGAAAGGUUCUCUCAUGUCAUCUGCACUGUCUUCCUCAGUUGUACCAUUGGCAUCUCGACAUUCCAACCAACCAGCUGGGUCCAGGAUGCUGGGAAGCAGCAAGGGUAGUAGUAAGGGCUGUGCCCAAGCUAAAUCUCCCAUGCACCUAGCACUAGAGUCUAAAGAGGAAGAGACACUGCCACAUAGUUUGGCUCUAGUCACUAGCUUAGGGUUACCAACUUCCCAGCCUCCUCCUCAAACGUUCCCCCCUCCUUCCCUGCCCUCAAAAACCACAGCCAUGCAGCAGAAGCCUACAGCAUAUGUUCGGCCCAUGGAUGGUCAAGAUCAGGCACCAAGUCAGUCACCUGAGCUGAAACCACUGCCUGAGGAUUACCAUGGACAUUCCUAUGAGAAAAUACCAGAUUUUAAAGGGACUGCCAAAGCCAAACUCUCUAAGUUGAAAAUGCCUCCAGAGUCCACGGAGCAGGCCUUCCCAAAUGAAGUACACUGUGUAGAAGAAAUAUUAAAGGAAAUGACCCAUUCAUGGCCUCCACCCUUAACAGCAAUCCAUACGCCUAAUACAGCUGAAUCUUCAAAAUUUCCCUUCCCAACAAAGGAAUUUCAGCACAUUGAAUCUGUGUUACAGAACCACAAACAGCAUGCUACAUCUUCAAAAACCUGCUCUAAUUCUCAGCCGGCAACAUCGAUGUUAGAGGAUGACCUUCAGAUCAGUGACAGUGAAGACAGUGGUGAUGAGCAAGCCUCCGAGAAGCCCCCUCCUUGUGCUCCUGCAAGCGUUCCGCAGUCCCUUGCAGACAGCGUGGUUUCAGCACAUUCCAGCAAUACAGAAUCAGAGAGCACCAGUGACUCUGACACCUCGUCAGACUCCGAGAGUGAAAGCAGCUCCAGUGACAGUGAAGAGAAUGAGCCUUCAGAACCUCCAGCAGCCGAGCCUGACCCGCCCACAGCAAAUAAAUGGCAGCUGGACAACUGGCUUACCAAAGUCACUCAGCCACCUGUAUCAGCAGAGAACCUCAAUGAAACAGGGCCCCAGCACCAACCCCAGGACAUCCAGGGACAAGGCAGCAGUAACACCAGUGGUCAUGAGCAUUCUAUCUCCAAUGAGCCCCACCCCUCUAAUUCCAGUAAAGCCCCCAGGACUACUCCUGAAAUUCCCCAUCCUGGCAAGAGAAACUAUCCAAAGUCUGUUACACAACAAGGCCCAGAUGGACCCCCGCAUUGGCAGACAGUUGGUUCAAAACAACCCAAAAAGCCUAUAAAAGCUUCGGUCCAGGAAGAUUUUCAGGAUAACUUGAGGGUCGAAAGUGAGCCAGUCCCUCCACAUGGGUCAAAAGACCAGUCUUCCAAAGAUAAGCCCAAAGUCAAAACGAAAGGGAGGCCUCGAUCUUCCGGAGAUAGACAAGAAAAGUUAAAAUCUGUGUCAGUGCCCUGUGAAAAGAAGAAGCACAAAAAUUCUCACCCAGUGCCUGUGAAAACACCCUCGGACCCUGAACCCACAAAGAACAAUAUGGAUGAUCAGAAACUGGACCAUUUCCCUGACAGUCCCCAGAUUCAGAACCAGGCUGCCACCCAUGGCAGUGGCAGCAGGAGUAGUGGAUGUAAAGCAUCUUUGAUUGUUCAAGAAGAACUUGUUGGGAGUAAGGUCCUAUUGCCUUUCAGAGACACCAAGUCACUCAGGGAUACCUCUUUCCUCCAAAGUCUGGUGGUGAAGAUUGACCUUGCCUUCCUUUCUCAUGUCCCCAAGACACCUGGGAAGGGGUGCCAGCCAAAGAAAAUGGAACACAAGCAACUCCCAACUGGGAAUAAGCAGGAGUCAGAGAAUAGAAACACAGAGAAACCAAACAAAUUGACCACAAAGAGAAAGGGAGAAGCAGAAAGAGACCUUGACAGCAAGAAAAUCAAACUGGAGAAAGAAUCCAAACUCUGUUCAUCAUCUUCUGCUCACAAAGACUCUAGUAAAACAAAAUUGUUGAAGCCCUCCUCAGACUUCCUGAAGAAGGAGCCACCGCCGCCACCAUCUGCGUCUCCUUCCCACAAAUCGGCCAAGAAUGUACAUAAAAGACCAAGGAAUGAAAGCUACCCCUGUGUUCAAGGGCACUCCAAAAGUACUAGCACCACUAAAGAUAGCCAUAAAGAUUCUUCUUCUAAGCAUAAGAAAGUGGAAGGAAAGCCUUCUGGAAAUUCUACAACUAAUAAAGCAUCUCCAGGUGAUAUUUUUCCUGUGCCUUCUUUGCCAAAUGGUAACUCCAAACCCCCGAAGCAUCAAGUCAAGUUUGAAAAACAAGCUGCUGAUUUUUACCUGAAAGAAGCCAAAAAGUUGAAGCACAAGGCAGAGUCAAUGUCAGACAAGGUUGGAAAAGCAUUUAAGUACUUGGAUGCUGUCCUAUCCUUUAUUGAAUGUGGAAUAGCUUUAGAGACUGAAAGUCCGUCAUCCAAAGCCGUUUACUCCAUGUUUUCAGACACUGUAGAUUUCAUUAAAUUCAUAGUAUCAUUAAAAUCCUUUCCAGAUUCCCCAACAUCUACACAGGAAAAAAUUUUCACUGUUUUAUGCAUGCGUUGUCAGUCCAUUCUUUACAUGGCAAUGUUUCGUUGUAAGAAAGACACUGCAAUAAAGUAUUCUCGGACCCUUAAUGAACAUUUUAAGAGUUCAUUGAGAGCGGUGCAGGCAACUUCUUCAGGGGUCUCAAGAAAUAUAAGCACACCAUCACCUCUGUCCCCCAUGCCUUCUCCUGCAAGCUCUGGAGCUUUCCAGCCAGGGUCAAGUGGCAUCAGCUCAACUGUCAGCACUCCCAUUGUGAUCCAAAAUAUGACCUCUUCCUACAUCACCAUCACUUCCAAUAUUCUUAACGCAUAUGAUCUUUGGGAACAGGCUGAUGCACUAGCAAGGAAGACUACAGAAUUCUUUACAGAGCUCAAUGCAAGUGUCUGCACCCUGGCCUUGAACAGCAGUCUGGUCGAGCUGGUUCUCUACACCAGACAAGCCUUACAGCAGUUGCGGCAGGUGGCAAAAACACUCUAACCAGCGACCAGAGCAGCUCAAUGCCUGUUGCACUCUGGAAACCUCAGAAAGAGUGGGCCUCAGCUUCGUUGGGACCCCCAACUCGAGAUGGAAUGAACUAGAGUAUAAUAGCAGGGAAUCUGGCCCCACUUGCAAAUCCUGAAACUGUGCCCACAUCCUUUGGGCAGGGACGUGUGAGUCUAUAAUAGAGAGAAGAGAUGAAGGAGCUGCAGAGUUGGUGACUUUCUUUCCCAAAAGACAAAAGUGCAAUGUCUAGCCUUAAGCUGGUUGUGUGUCAGUGGUCUGUAAACAUUUCUCUGGCUUUAUAACAAGCAAGAUAAAAAGUACAAUUUGAAAAUGAGGCUGAGAAGAAGCAAUUCCAGCUUUGAAAGCAGAUGCAUCUCAUCUCAAAAUCUUCCACAACCCAUUCCAACUAUUAACACAAAGAAUUCUUUCCAUGAUUUUUUUUAAGCAAUGAUUUUUGGUAUAGCAUUUGGGAUGUUGUAUGUCCCUUUCUUUAUUUUUAAAUUUUAUUUAUUUCUUUAAUUUUGAAGAGGAAAGGGGGGUGGGGUAUUUGUUCUAACUGCCAUACAUUGAAACAUAAGUUGUGAAGGAUUCUAGGGUAUCACAUUUUCUGCCCUGUGAAUUAAGGCUUUGAUGAAAUUGAGUGUUUCAGGAGUUCACACACAUUGAGAUAUGGUCUUCUGUACUCCAAGUUAACUUCUUAAACAUUACUUCUUUGGCUUCUCUAUUAGUUAGGGACAGCAAUAGAGUUAUUCUGAGUCGAGAGCGGUAGAGAAGAAUAGAGACCGAGUUUAUGGAGGCACAUCUCAAUAUCUCCAUUGCUUAUCAGAGUAACUGUAUUCUGCAUUUCCUAUCUUAGUGAAAAGGGAACCAACCUUUAUUUCUGCCAAGCUUGGUAGCUUAUGAAUUUUUGUUAUUUUUUCAACUAGACAUAAAAUAUGAAGGAUUAAACUGUAAGAUGCCCAGAAACUCAAAAUUCUGUCAAAAAAAGUGAAAUCCAUUUUUGAAUUAUGGUGACAUUGUUUUGUUUUGGUCACAGGUAAUUUUAUUUAUUUUAUUUGGAAGAUUAGAUCCUAUUGAGUUGUUCUUUCUAGAAAAAAUUAAUUUCAGGUAGCUCGGGGGCAAAUCCUUUUCUAUUUCUUGUCUUCCCAAGAGGAUAUAAAAGCAUUGCAGUGAUGAUUCUUGCUUGUUAAUAAAUUUUCCCCCAUGUCUUGGCUCCAUAGCUCUUGAGUCAAGCAGACUUGAUUACAUUAAUAUAAAAUAAUGCCUUUCUUCCUAAAUUCUUUGCCCUAAUGAUGUACAUUUGUUCAUUUUUAAAACCUUCGAAUGGAAGGCAAAGUCCUCAGGUUGCUCAACAGCCAUAUCUGCUGUACCCAAACCGAUUUUUCCAUGUCCUGCUAUAAACCAGAGAACUGAAACAUCAUUUUGACUAUAGUGUGUUUAAAAGUAAAUUCUUCUUCCUGUUCAGUUUCUAAUAGAAUCAUUUUCCCUCCUGUACUUGCCCUAGCUUUGUCCCAUGCAUCCUACAUGAGUAUUUGAAAUUUCCUAAUUGACUUUCUGAGGCAAAGCCAUGAUCUUUUUAAAAAUGCAAUAUCAAAACUAUUGCUAAGUAAGCAAUAAUUGUCAGGUUGUAGAUUUAUAGCAUUGUGUGUAUUCCCCAUUUUGGGGGUCGAGUGAGGAGCAGCAGCAUAAUGUUGCUGGCCAUAUGAGAUCAUCUAGCCACAUCUACCCUCUAUCUGGGAAGUAGAAGAGAAAAAUACAGCUUGAGGACAUUGAUUUCUGUUCUUCACAACGGGUUCUGAUCUAUGCACAUUGGGUCAGGGUGUGUGAGCUCUUUGCGAGCUAAAGUUCAUUUUAGACUACUUCACAGGUAGUGAAAGGGCUGGUUUGGUUCUUCUUCAGUGGUCUUGCACUUUUUGGGGGGAAGGAGGUGUUUUAUGUUGAAAAUUCAGUGAUUCUUUGGAAGGUCGAUCAAUUUUCAUAGUUCUAUGUGCACAGUUGUGAGCAUUGUAUGAUUCAGGUUCUUAAUUGCAACACACACUGCACCUAUGAGAGAAUUAUUUGUGGAGCCCUUUUUAUGUAUUAUAUAAAAUGUAGUGGCUGCUGAGUCCUGUUAAUUAAUAUUCACAAAGUCUUUUGCUGUUACAGUUGUAUAUAGGAAUUUAAAGGAUAUUUUAAAAAUCAGAUGCACUUUUUUCAUUGCAUGCUUCAAAUCCCGAAAGCAAAAUUUAUACUUAAGCAGACAAUUAAAAGACUAGUUUAUACAAGUAAACCUUUCAAUUAUGUGAAAUUCUCAAUACACGUAAGAAGCAAGCAGUACACGCUUGAUGAUGAGAUAGACUUUUAAGAGUUUUCCAAGAGAAAAAAGAAAAAACAGUAUAAAAUCUUUCCUUUGGUACUAUAGUUUUGCUGGAAUGUCUUUAUUUUUUUGUUUUUCUUUUUGUAGGAAGAGGAGAAAUAUUUUACUUAGAAAAGGAGCCUUCAAGUUUUCUGCCCUUGUGGAGAUAUUUAAAAUGUGAAUGAGUUUGAUAUUUUAACUUAAGAACCCUGCUUAACAAUAAAACUCACUUUAUAUAAUUAUAUACCCAGUUCUACUGAAAAGAUGAUCAUCUAAAGUGGGGGGGGGGGAGAGAGUGAGUGAGUGUGGGUGUGUGUAUGUGUGUAUGUACCCAGAACCAGAAAUAGGCAAGAGAGAGGGCACACAGUAAAGGGAACUGAGUAAUUAGCAUUCAGAUAACCUUUUGGCAAUCAUUGGGUUCUUUGUUUGCUUUUUCCUAUAACAUUCAACCUGGAAAAUGUCUGCUUUUAGGAGUAGAAGGACUUUAAUUUUACUAAUCUUUGGAAUCUCCAAUGUAGAAUCAAUUUUUCUCAUAGACAUGGGAACACUAACACCACACAUCCAGAUCCUCUAGGGCAAAAAUGUCAAACUCACAGCUUGAACCUGAUUAAAAUGUAAUUGAGAAGUUUACCAAAAAUAAAUAGAAACAGAGUUCAACAUAGAUAAUCUUAAUUUGUGAUUUUCUAGGUCAAUAGGUGACCAACAGGGAUGUUUCUCUGAGUUUGACACCAUUGCUCUAGGGUAUUUAGCAACUGUAUAUAGAUUUCCUAUUCACCAAUAUGGGUUUAGUAUUAUGAUUAAAUGUAAACUUUUUAAAGAAUGAAUAAGAUCACUUCUCUCCUUCUUCCCCCCCCCCCCUCCCCCCAAAGAGUGAAGAAAGGUUAUAUCUUUGACAGCUAAGGCUAUGUGUCAGGAAGAAAGUGGGUCCAAUGAAAUUGGCCUGAUUUUUAUAAUGAAGGGUUGUCCUGAUGAGUUUCUUUUUGUUUUUGUGUUUGUCUUUUUCUUUCUGAGAAUUUUCCCCACUCAGUGGAUAUAUUUAUUGAGCCUUUAUUGACCAAACUUAAUUUUAAGAUAGUAUAUUAUUUAUUUGGAGUUUGUUUGCUUUGGACCUCUCUCUCUGUAAGUCCCAUUAUUUCUGUAGCUCUAGGUGGUGAUGAAUAUGAGGAGUUGAAAUCUUAGGUUAAGGAGAAUAAGUAUAAAGCUUAAUGCUGUGUUUCCACUUUUCCCACCUUCUCCUCCAACAUGCCCUUUCUCCUCUUCAUUGUUCCUUGUUCCAGACACUACAUGGCCCCAUUGGCUAAGGUUGCCUUACUAUCUAUUUGUACUUCCAACAGCCACUUCCACUUCAGAUUAGCGAUACUUAGAGCCUUCCGAGAAUGGGUGUUUCCUUUUUUUUUUUUAAUCAUUAAUUUUUCUCACUGGGAAAUUAAAUCAUCUGAAAAAGAAUUAUUCUAUAAUUUAAAUUGUGGUAGAAGGCUCUGUCUCAGUGGAAGUACUUUUUCCUCUAAGUAAUUUUCCCUCCUUUUUCUCUUUAAUAUACUACCUCCUUUUACUUUGCUUUUCCCAUUAUUGUAAUUAAGUGGAAAGAGAGGGCUCCUCCUCACUCCCAACUGUGUUUUUUUAUUUGUUUUGGAGGAGUGAGGUAGGUGGAAUGGGAUUGGGAGAUUCAGUGGUUCAUCUCCAAAAGCUUCACUUGGUAUUUUGGGUCACCAAGUCACAAAUACAUAGCCCAGUGUGGGAGUACUUUCUCUUUGGUAUAUUUAAUUUUGUACACUGGCAAUAUCUUUAGUUCCUCUUUAUAACUAAAAGACAGGAACUGCCUAUCACUUUUCUAAAAAUGUAUUCUUGCAAUAUUGGUGGUUUCUGUAUUCUCUUUGGUCUCCAUAGGGAAUUCUGCCCCAUCAUGAGCUGUCAACAGGAAAUUAGUUAUAUUGAGAAAUGUCUAUACAAGGAAGUAAGACUGCAAACAACUAAUAAUUAAGCCACAUUCAUUAGAUCCAGGCCUUUUAUUAUGAGGCCAGAUGGUGGCUGACCUAAAGAAAUGAAACUUAUUUUGCUUAAAAGUUAGCUUUUAAGUGAUUAACACAGGCAGUAUUAACUUUGCCAAUUGUCCAGGCCAUCAAGAUGUAUUAAUUAAAAAAAAAAAAUUACUGCACAUCCCCCUCAAAUUAAGUACCUACUAUCCAUAUUUUUUUUAUCUUUAUUUUUUAGAAUUUUUGAAUGUGAUCAUGUUUUGGGUCAUUUGAAGCAAGUUUGCCUUUUUAUUUAUUAUCAUUAUAUCAUAUAUGGUUUUGCGCCAUUUUUUUUGUAACCUUAGCAAUAAAUCAAAUCUUGGUAUUAUAAUCUGAAGAGGUUUAUUUUUAAAUAAAUAAAUUUCCAUCUGAUGAAUGGGGAAUCACUGGUCUCUCUUGAAAUAAUAUAAAUUUUCAUUUAAUCUUUAUUGUCAAAGUAUCAGCAACCUAUUCAGCAGUACUGAUUUUGUAUGUAGACUUUGUAUUUAUGUAGUUAUUUCAAGGGGAAGAUGUGCAAAAAAAAAUUAACAGAAAGAAAUGUACUUUAUUUUCUUUAGUGAUGAGAAUGCCUUCUAGAACUUCUGUUCAUAUGAUUUAGCUGCCAUAUGUUGUCCUGCAAAGGGACAUACCAGAACUGUGAGGAAAUUUUAGUUUUUCUUUAAUGGGAGAAAAAGUUUGUGGGAGAUAAUUCCAAAGAUGGCAUGCCAUAGAUCUUUUGCUCAUAAUUGCAGUUUUCAAAAUUUUUGAAUUUACUUGUUAUUUUUAAAUUCUUUUCUUUUUACAAGA